ACGGCGCCUGCGCGAGGACAGUGUUGGUCCUUUCUGCCCGUCCUUCGCGCGAUCAUGGCCGGCCGGGGGAAGCUGAUCGCCGUGCUGGGCGACGAGGACACGGUGACCGGGUUCCUGCUGGGCGGCGUGGGGGAGCUCGACAAGCACCGGCGCCCGAACUUCCUGGUGGUGGAGAAGGAAACGGCCCUGACGGAGAUCGAGGAGGCCUUUCGGAGCUUCCUGUGCCGCGAGGACAUCGGCAUUGUCCUCAUCAACCAGUUCAUUGCGGAAAUGAUUCGCCAUGCGAUUGAUGCGCACACCAAAUCCCUCCCAGCCGUGCUGGAGAUCCCCUCCAAGGAGCACCCCUACGAUGCCUCCAAAGACUCGAUCCUACGCCGUGCCAAGGGCAUGUUCACCGCUGAAGAUUUGCGAUAGGUGGCAGAGAGACCCUGCCCCCCUCCUGGGCCAGCUGUGGCUUCGUUGCUGUUCAUCCAUAAACCAUUGCUCUGCUUCCCCUUGUGUUGCCUCGUCGUCUUUCUCCUUCUGCUCGUCGUUCUGCGGAGGAGCAAGUCCGCGCUGGAGAUGUCUUCGGCCUUUUCAAGCAUCUCAGCUCUGCUCCCCACGGGGGUGCAUGCAUUUGAGUCAGGAAGCAAGAAGGGUUGGGCUGGGUGCCCAUUUCACUUUCAUCUGGGGCUCUUCGGGGAAGGCCUCCCCCCUCUCAGUAUGACCGAAGCCGGGUUCCAUUUUCUCCGGGGCCGGAAUUGUCCGGGCUGCGUUUCUGUGUCCCGCUUUGGCCUUUGCCUCUGAUGAGCAGUAGGGGCCCGUGUUCAUCAACAGAAACGUGGAUGUACUUUGGACUGACGUCCUGCUCCCCUUCAGCUGUCGCUCCGCUUUAGGCCGCAGUCCCCUCCUGCUGCUCCCUGGCCUCCCACUUCUCGCUAUGUAAGCCCUUCCCUUGAGGAGUGAAGCCAAAGUGGUGAAGGUAAAGGGGGUAUGUCUUGGCUUGGCGCCUGCAAGGUGCUGACUGGUCUCCCUUCCCUCUCUGGCAGCGCAGUACCCAAACACCUCCCUUGUCUUUGGCGUCCUGAGGAUUUGCAGCCCAGAUGAAAGGGCUCCUCUGGGCAGGCACCAUUUUUUCUUCCCCUAGAAAGGGCAUUGGCGGAGAUGUCCCGUUGACCUUUUUUUGCUAGAAGGAAGUUCCCUUUCAACCAUCGUUUUGACGAUCUGUUCCAGCCUUCGUCAGGCUGUGGCUUCACCUGGCCCACCUGGGGGAUGUUCGGGGUCUAGGCCUCCAGGCUGGGAGAGCCUCAUCCCAUUUUCACCCACACGUUGAUUAUUCCUUGAAGGCUAGAAAGUGGUAUCUAAAGGUAGCUAAUCAUGCUACCAAUCUCUGGUUACCUUGAAAGCCACCUUGUCCGUUACCCCAAAAUAAAACC
Messenger RNA from Candoia aspera, 1415 nucleotides. RefSeq names its product ATPase H+ transporting V1 subunit F (gene ATP6V1F). The transcript has 2 exons. The record is from RefSeq and is a predicted model, not a curated record. Gene Ontology annotation, cellular component: membrane; proton-transporting V-type ATPase, V1 domain. Gene Ontology annotation, biological process: proton transmembrane transport. The coding region runs from base 55 to 414 and encodes 119 amino acids. NCBI's taxonomy places the organism in Eukaryota, Metazoa, Chordata, Lepidosauria, Squamata, Candoiidae. Gene Ontology annotation, molecular function: proton-transporting ATPase activity, rotational mechanism.